AUGUCUGAUCCCCUGAAGGACCGCCACCAACCAUUUGCGCUACCAAGCGAGACACAACCUCACGCCAGCGAAACACAAGGCACCGGUAUCAACGACUCCAUCCCCCCACCGAGUAAGCCGAUUCGGCUCGCUCUCGCGUGCAACCAAUGUCGCAAACGCAAGGUUCGGUGCGAUGCACAGCUUCCCAAGUGUCGGAAUUGCAGUGUGCGGGGCGAUGUCUGCGAAACCUCGGACUUGAGAAAGCCGGGUGGUAGUCACCCUGCUGUGCGUCGGCGGGCUGCGAGUGCUCGUAGCAAAAGAGUUCGGGGAAAGUCUGACAGGGGUUUGUCGGCUGCUGCGGCGGAGAGGCAUGCUCGGCAAAUUGUGGAUUCGAAUUCAGAUCCUAAUCCGGGCGGGGGGUUUGUGCCGGUGAACUCGAUCAAUUCGGUUCUGAAUCAUGCAGCGCCGGUGCAUGUUCAGGAGGUGAUGUCGGGGUCAGGGUCAGCCACUGUGCCGGAGCCGGUGGUGAUUGGAGCUGAGUUGGGGGUUUCACCAAGUAUCAUAUCGGUUGAUCAUCAUGUUUCGCCGAGUGUCGGGGCUCGGUCGAGGAAGUCUGCUGUGAAUGGGUCGAAUGGUUCGACCGUGAGUCCUGCGAACUCGUCGUGGCGGACUACUCAGAGUGAACGGCUGGGAGAAGAUCACUACUCGUGGCAGAGCCGAGCAUAUGAGGAGACGCAUGGUCAGGACGGCGCGGAUGGCUCUCGAGCUGGAAGAGAGGCGCAGCGUCCAGACUCUGAAGUGGUGCAGGCUACCGAAGAAAUUGAUCAUGCUGACGAAGUGAGCAGACCACGAACAAAGCAUCUCGGCGCUAGUAGCGUUCAAUGUCUCUUAAAUUUCGUGGAUCUUCAUCUCACACAGCUUGGGUUUCGUCAUGAACCACCUCUUCCCAAGCAUGGAAUGUUACAUACGGAGGAGUUCCCAAUGCCGGUCUUUCCCAAGAUGCCUCUUCUUCCGGAUCGAGGGAUAUUUUCAACCUAUCUCGAUGUAUUUUUCGCCAACAUCUGGCCAAUACAUCCGAUCAUCGACCGUGCAGAGUUCGAAACCGACGUGAACACCAUCUAUCAGAUGCAAGUAUCGGGCCACACAUGGCCUGAGGGUAUAUCGCUAUCAGAGAUUCCCACCCUCGUCUCCAUGUACGGAAUCGUGUCUCUCGGGAUCAGCGAAACGUCAGACAGUCCAACCUCCAGCUUCGAAUACCUAACGGCAAGCCACAGUCUUCAUGGCCAUCUGACCGCCACGCCAUACACAUCCAGCGUCCAAGCGCUCUUUCUCCUUACCCUUGCACUUCGUUCUGUCGCCAAGGAUGGACAAGCCUGGAACAUACUCGGCCAAGCCAUCCGUAUAGCGCAAUCGAUUGGUCUCCACAAAUCAGCAACGAGACAUGAAUCGGGCGAAUACUACAUUCUUGGCCCUGGUGCGGAGGGUCUACGGGAACGACUCUGGUGGGCGCUAUUUGGCCUGGAGAAGCUCAUGCAACUUGAAUGCGGAAGGCCGUCUAUCAUCGAUCGAAGCUACGACUCGCUAAGAGUCACAUUUGGCGAUGAAAAAGAGUCCGAGUCCGAGUCCGAGUCCGAGUCGCACCUGGACUCGGCUCGAUCCACGAGGUAUUUCCGUGCCUGGAUCGGCCUUGCUACACUCAUGGGGAAUAUCUCGCACCGUCUCUAUGCGCACAAAUUCAUGGGCGGUUCAGCAGAGAUGCUGGGUGCAGUGGCUCAGCUUGAUCUGGAACUAUCGCAGUGGGAGAAUUCCCUCCCAUCAAAUAUGAGACCACAACAGGCGCUCAUCGACGCUGUCGGAUCAAACCACCACAUCCUUACCACAUUUCUAUCUCAGCAAUACUACCAUGCCCAACUAAGCAUCCUCCGCGUCUCCGUCCUCUUCCCCCAACCCAGCAUAACCCGCGAAAUCACCACCCACAUCCACACCACCCCGAUCCUCUCGCGCCUCCACACCGGCGCCACAACCUGCGCCCACGCCGCCCGCUCAAUCAUCACCCAAUCCCUACACCUCGAAGACAACAAACUCGAUCACAACCACCGCCACAAUUACAGAUCCACCCUUCUCUCCGUCUCUCCGACCUAUCUGGCCGCCGUGAUUUUGGCGCUCGUCGUCCUGCGACAGCCGCGCAGUAGGCUUGUACGAUCUGACGUGGAGCUUUUGGCGUCGGCGACGGAGUUUGUGGAGGGCUGGUUUGCGGGGAGGGGGUUUGGGGGGGAGUUUACGAAGACGUCCGUCGGCGCUGAUUCCACCCUGACAACAGCGACAGCAUUCUCCUCCGGCUUCGACUUUGAAGAGCUGUGGAAUCUGACUGAUUUGGAUUUUAUGGUCCAUGGGGAGGAAAACACCGUGUAUAUGCCGUAA
Penicillium diatomitis is the source of this 2400-nucleotide messenger RNA. RefSeq lists its product as uncharacterized. Lineage: Eukaryota; Fungi; Ascomycota; Eurotiomycetes; Eurotiales; Aspergillaceae. Gene Ontology annotation, molecular function: DNA binding; DNA-binding transcription factor activity, RNA polymerase II-specific; zinc ion binding. The transcript has 4 exons. Gene Ontology annotation, biological process: regulation of DNA-templated transcription; DNA-templated transcription. The record is from RefSeq and is a predicted model, not a curated record. The coding region runs from base 1 to 2400 and encodes 799 amino acids.